Messenger RNA from Magnolia sinica, 2159 nucleotides. RefSeq lists its product as uncharacterized. NCBI's taxonomy places the organism in Eukaryota, Viridiplantae, Streptophyta, Magnoliopsida, Magnoliales, Magnoliaceae. The transcript is spliced from 4 exons. The record is from RefSeq and is a predicted model, not a curated record. The coding region runs from base 408 to 1949 and encodes 513 amino acids.
AAAAGCAACUCUCUCUCUGUCUCUCCUCUCCCAAUCGCAGAAAAAGAAUUGCUGCAGUAAGUCUCUCUCAAAUCCUCGUAGGAGCAGAUGGACUACCUAACAUGUCCUCCCCGGUGCACAUUAGCAUGCCCCUUUAAAUCCUCAGAAACAUACAAACCCCCAUCUAUUGCACAAGAAUCAGACAAAAAGCCAUUUCCCAAAUCCUCCUCCCCAUUAUGCUAUUUCCCUUCCCGCCGCCCAUGGGCGCCGGUUACCGGACACUUUCGCUGCGCACGUUAGCAAACAGCCAUGUACAGAAAUAUCUUCCUCGCAUCUCUACGUUGAAUCCUCUGAAAAACAAACCAGCACUGCAAAAUUCAUGAAUUCAAGCAAAACCUAUCUCCAAAAUCUCUUCAAUUCUCAGCAAGAUGGCUCAUUUCUUCUCUUCCUCUCUUCUCCUCGUCUCUCUUCUAUUACAUCCUUCUUUCGCCUCAGCAACUGCUUAUGAAAAAUAUACAUCUGUGGUUGGGGAUCCAGCUAUGAAGAGCCAAAACAUAAGAGUCGCAUUGGAAAGUUGGAAUUUCUGCAAUGAAGUUGGGCAGGAAGUGCAGAACAUGGGCAGCCCGAGGGCCGCAGAUUGCGCAGAUUUGUACUGCCCGUUGAUUGCAGAUCCUUUGGGCAGUCACCAUCAUGGUAAUGUGAACGAAUGCAUAGUGCACCAGAAGGUGAUGGAAUCCGACAAUUGUCUACGGGCUGGUGACAAGUUUCCCGAUUCUUCCUUUGAAUCUUACAGUGACCCUGACUUGUAUGCCGUGGAGAAGGAACUGUAUCUUGCUUCACUUUGUGAGGUGAACGAUUCGAAGGACCUAUGGCAGUUUUGGAUGAUUAUGCUGAAAAAUGGGAACUUUGAUACCAAAACUGCACUUUGUCCUGAAAAUGGCAAGAGGGUUAGUCCCAUUAUCACAGACAGAAAGUUCCCAUGCUUUGGCGAAGGUUGUAUGAAUCAUCCACUUAUAUAUCACAACUCCUCGAGAGCUUACUAUUCUGGAAAACAAAUGGCUUCUUUAACUGGAAGCUUUUACGGCUCAUAUGAUCUCGAUUCUGACUUGGGGAAGGGCGUGGGGAAUAACUCGUUCUUUUCCGUGACGUGGGAGAAGAACGAGAUCACAGGGAGUUGGGUUUUCUCUCACAAGUUAACGACAUCUUCAAAAUAUCCAUGGCUUAUGCUGUAUCUUCGUGCCGAUGCAACAAAAGGAUUCAAUGGAGGCUAUCACUAUGAAGGCCGGGGCAUCAUGACAAAGUUGCCAGAGUCUCCGAAUUUUAAGGUUAGAUUGACACUUGAUAUUAAGCGUGGUGGCGGCCCAAACAGCCAGUUUUAUCUCGUUGAUAUUGGGAGCUGCUGGAAGAACAACGGCGAGCAGUGUGAUGGUGAUGUUCUAACGGAUGUGACUAGAUACAGCGAAAUGAUUAUAAACCCACAGACGACAAGCUGGUGCCGGCCAAAUAACCUUGUGUCAUGCCCGCCAUACCACAUUAGUCCAACAGGGGAGAAGAUAAACAGAAAUGAUACGUCUCGGUUCCCCUACUCAGCAUAUCAUCUCUACUGCGCGCCAGGGAAUGCUCAGUACUUGGAAAAACCGUAUGAUAUCUGUGACCCAUAUAGCAACCCCCAAGCACAGGAGUUAGUGCAGAUUCUACCACAUGCAGAAUGGGCUGUGCAUGGUUAUCCUGUGAAAAAGGGAGAUGGAUGGGUUGGAGAUUCUAGGACUUGGGAGCUCGACGUUGGAGCACUCUCUAGUCGGCUUUAUUUUUACCAGGACCCUGGAACAAAUCCGGCAAGGAGAGUAUGGUCCUCGAUCGAUGUGGGUACAGAAAUAUAUGUUAGCCGCGAGGGCGAGACUGCUGAAUGGACCAUAAGUGAUUUUGAUGUUCUGAUUCCUGAAGCUGCUACUCGAGGUGGUGGCUUGUAAGUAGCUAGAAACGUUCAGCUCCUUGAUUUUUUAACCAUUAUCUCACAUGAGCAAUGGAAUGCAUUUCCCCUGAAAUGUUUUUUUUUUUUUUUAUCGAGCCAAUGAAUGGCAUGGAGAAUCUAAUGUUCUUUACUUUUCUUAUGGAAGCAUGAUGAUAAAUCUGAAAGUAAAUUCCACCAAUGAGAUGAGCAUGGCAACAUUUCAUCUGUA